Messenger RNA from Prinia subflava (tawny-flanked prinia), 704 nucleotides. RefSeq names its product myosin IC heavy chain-like. The transcript has 2 exons. Lineage: Eukaryota; Metazoa; Chordata; Aves; Passeriformes; Cisticolidae. The record is from RefSeq and is a predicted model, not a curated record. Bases 87 to 596 code for a protein of 169 amino acids.
AAAAAGGGUGGGGGGGGGGGGCAGGAGAGAGGGAGAAACGGGCCUUUGCCAUCGCUGCGGUCAUAUUCCCCUCUAUCCACCCAAAAAUGGGGGAGCGGGACGGGAGGCAGCCCGCCCGGGCCCGGGGAGCCGCCGGAAGCGCGGCCGGAGCAGUGACGUCACCGGGUCUCCCGGUCCCGCCCCCUCCCCGGGUCGGGGGAGGGGUCACCGAGGGGGUUUCCUCGCGGCCCGGUGGGGGAGGCCCGGCCGGCGCGCCGGGGGGCCGCUGCUGCCCCGCCGCCUCCUCCCCCUCUUUCUCCUCCUCCUCUUCCUUCUCACCGCUGGGACCCUCCCGGCCGCCGCCGCCCCGGCCCCUGCUCCUGCCCCGGGGCAGGGGGGGCGCCGCGCCGCCCGGCUCCCGGGGGUCUCCUCACGGGGGGCCCCCGCUCGCGCGGCACGAGGCAGCGCCUCCCCCCGACGGCCGAGCCGCCGCCGCCGCUCGGGGCGCUGCGCGGUGCGCGUCGCGCUCCCCCCUGGCGGGGCCCGGCCCCCGGGGCACCGGCACGGCCGGGCGCGCACACACACACACGGACGGACGCGCAGAGCGGCGGGGCUGACGCGGAGAUCCCGGAGGUUCCUCCCCGCCGCCCGCCCGGACGGGCUUCCCCGCGCCCCCGCCCGCCCGGCCCGCCGCGCCCCGGCGCCGCCGGGGAAACUCACCGCCG